AUGUUUAACUGUUUUUUUAAUAAUUUUAAGGUUUUUAAAAAUUAUUCCAAAAAUUUACACUGCCAGAUUCUACACCCGAAUUUACCAACUUUCCUCUCUAACCACCUUGUUAACAAUGUUAAAAAUUGUAAUAUUGGUAAAAAAUUGCAUUUUCAAUGUCAAAUUUGUACUCUCUCGCGGGUUAAUGUGAAAAUUGACAAUUUGGCCGGGAUAAGGGAGAUUCGAAGGUAUUAUAGGCCGGAUCGGAACGUUGACUGGGCUGGAAUCAGGCGUAAAUGGCGCGUUAAACAGAUUUUACUCGCGAAAAAGAAACAUAAAAAUCAUCCCCGGGUGGCCAUGAGGUUUAGACUUACGAGAUUUGGCUGGGAGCGACUCCAAAGUGGCAGAAACGCCAAGAAAUUACAUCUCAGUAGACAGAAGUACAAGAAUAAGAAGCGUAUAAAGUAUGUGAGUAGGAGUGAUUUGAAGAAAUUACAAAGGCAAAUGCCAGGUCAUCAAUUGAGGAUCCGUGAUCCGCCAGUGAAUAAUAACCCAAAUAUACGAAACACCAGAAAAAUCAUCAACGCAUACUUCGGCUAAUUUCCACUCAACAUCCUAA
Molecule: messenger RNA, 598 nt
Organism: Theileria parva strain Muguga
Lineage: Eukaryota; Apicomplexa; Aconoidasida; Piroplasmida; Theileriidae
Exons: 4
Coding region: 1-579 (192 amino acids)
Source: RefSeq, a predicted model, not a curated record